Galleria mellonella (greater wax moth) is the source of this 3395-nucleotide messenger RNA. RefSeq names its product protein spinster (gene spin). Lineage: Eukaryota; Metazoa; Arthropoda; Insecta; Lepidoptera; Pyralidae. The record is from RefSeq and is a predicted model, not a curated record. Bases 325 to 1785 code for a protein of 486 amino acids. Gene Ontology annotation, biological process: transmembrane transport. Gene Ontology annotation, cellular component: membrane. The transcript has 10 exons. Gene Ontology annotation, molecular function: transmembrane transporter activity.
UGAUUGUUGGAUCUAUGAGUUGGAUACUUUGUUGGUUGCGUGUCGUUCGGUUCUUUCGUUAUCCGAAUGUGAUAUUUAAAUGUCAAAUCAUACUUCACACAUUUUAACGUUUUUAACUUUUUUUCUAUUAUCAAUUUACACGUACGAUAUAAUGGACAUAUAUUAUUGUUUUAAAUAUAGACAAUAAUUAAUUUUAUUUUGUGGGUAUCAUAUUAUCCAUUUGUUGACAUUUUUGUAAUUAAAGAAACUUGAGUACAGUAUCUUGUUUAAAAGUGGUUGCGGCUGUAAUAAUCAUAAAACUUUAUUGGGUGUAGUGUGGUCAUAAUGAAUCAGAAUAGCAUAACUCCAAAUACUUCCAAUCAAGAGUUGGAGAUAAAUGGAGAUAAUGAUUCUGCUACGACACUGCUCCAGGAGAAGCAAACUAGGAGAAGAGAAACCCUGAGAGAUGUCACCUUCAUCGAAUAUAUGACUGUGGGAGUGCUGUGCUUUGUCAAUCUCAUAAAUUACAUGGACAGAUUCACACUUGCAGGAGUGCUAGGUGACGUGAAGAAGGAAUUCAACAUCGGCGAUGAUAGCGCCGGCCUUCUGCAGACAGUUUUUGUGGUGGCGUACAUGGUGUUCGCGCCAAUAUUCGGCUACCUCGGCGACCGGCACUCGAGGCGCGCCAUCAUGGCGUUUGGUGUCGGACUCUGGUGUGUCACCACCUUUAUUGGAUCCUUCAUAGCUAACUUCUCAUUAUUUGCUUUCUUCCGUGGGCUGGUCGGUAUCGGUGAAGCAUCGUACUCCACGAUCGCACCCACAAUCAUCAGCGAUUUAUUUGUGGGCAACGUGCGCUCCAAGAUGUUAGCACUGUUCUACUUCGCCAUACCUGUUGGCAGUGGUAUGGGAUACAUUGUGGGCUCGCUGGCGGGAGCGGCGGCUGGCAAUUGGCGUUGGGGUCUACGAGUGACCCCGUUUAUGGGCGCUGUGGCCGUGGCACUUAUCUUGUGGGUGAUGGAAGACCCGGAACGUGGCCAAGCUGAAGACAGUCAGAUAAAACCGACUUCCUACAGAGAUGAUAUACGCGCUCUUAUCAAAAACCGGUCUUUCAUGCUGUCUACGCUCGCGUUCACAUGCGUAGCGUUCGUGACAGGCGCUCUCGCAUGGUGGGGACCUCAGUUCAUAUUCCUUGGGCUCACCAUGCAACCCGACGUCGAUAUCACUAUUGAAAGGUUGUCGCUAAUCUUCGGCGUGGUGACGAUGGUGUCGGGGCUGGCAGGCGUGCCGCUGGGUUCGUGGCUGGGUGCAACGCUGCAGAAGCGGUUCCCACGCGCGCAUCCGCUCGUCUGUGGCAUUGGCCUGCUACUCUCCGCGCCAGCCAUCGGUCUCGGCAUGCUCCUCACCGAGGGCUAUUUCUACUCGCCCCUGAUCCUCGUCUUCCUAGGCCAAGUCGCUUUGAAUCUCAACUGGGCAAUAGUGGCCGAUAUGUCGCUGUAUGUGGUUAUUCCACCGCGGCGAUCUACUGCCGAAGCGUUCCAGAUACUCAUAUCACAUAUGUUUGGUGAUGCUGGUAGUCCUUAUUUGGUUGGAGUGAUAUCAGAAAGCCUUAAGAGGUCGUUGUCUCCUUCACCUUCAGAAAUGCCUUCCCAGAUUGUGCAAUUCCGGGCACUACAAUAUGCCUUGUUUGUGACCUGUUUUGUAGAAGUUUUAGGGGGCAUAUUCUUCCUUCUAACGGCUAUUUACAUUGUUAAGGAUAAACAAACUGUAGAUAGAACAAUUGCUGUUACUUCAUUAAAAGUUAUUUAGAAGUAGAGUUUUUUAGAAAUCGCUGCGCAUCCAAGUACAGAACCAUCGCAUAGCAGGGCAGAAGAAGAGAAUGUCAGUGGAGAAUAAAAUAAAAGUUAAAAAUAAGUUGGAAUUACAUAUAACUCUCCUUAAAUCUGUGGGAGCUGUGAAUAUAUUUCACAAAAUAUUUGCAUAUGCUACAGUCAAAUAACUGAAUUUAAUUUGCUUAGCGAACAGUCAUGAAAGUUUUUUAUUUAAUAUUUUACGCACAGAUCAUUUGAUUUUACAUAUUUGAUUAAAGAUUGUAUAUAGAAUAUGUUCGGUUUGUAAAAAAUCACAAUUUGAAUUGUACUUUUUUUUAAAUUUAGGUGAUGGGCUGGUCCAAAGUACUUGUUAAAAAAUUUUGAAGAAUGUACUACAUUUGUAGCAAUUUGAUUGUAGCAUGACAUGGAAAGACUGACUUAAAUGCAUAGGGUACGAACGCAGAGCGGGUUAUGAAAGCAGAAAUAUGAUUGCGAGAGAUAGUUUGUAUUUAAAUUUAAUGUAAGAAUUUGAUCCUAAGCAUCACAAUAGAUUGUUACCUAAUUUAAUUUGGAGAAGUAAUGUGCCUAAAAUACCAUACUACAUAUACUACUAUAAAGUAUUGUAGCCAAUUAUUCAAUCAUAUACCAAUAUAUCUAAAUUACGAUUACAUAAUGAUUGACAAAUUGGUGUUUGAAAAUGUAGCUGCAUAUUUUGCAUAUACAUAUCUUUUCUUUUUUGUAGAAAUUAUCAGAUUUGGAAUUGAAAAAUUUUAUUAGCCACAAUAUGGCGGAAGGCCAGACUUAUUAAUUUUAAUAGCAUUGUACAUAAAUAAGAUCGCAAGGGUAUCAUUAUUGGUAUAUUUUUCGAUAGGUAGUUUUCUGAUCCAGCCGAUGUAAGUAGUAUACAAGAUGUAAAUAUUAUAAUUCUGUUGUCAAUUAAUUAUUUUGUUUCAUUAUUCAUUUACAUACAAUUUAUUAUUUUCGAAAUAGUUAAUGUUUUAUACUUAUUGAAUCAUUAUGUUAUUAUUUUAUUGUAAUAUGUAUUUUAUUUGAAAAUUUAUUUUUUAUUUCUGGUAUUAAGUAUUCAUGCAGUUUAACAGUAUAGCUAUUAAUUAGCUAGAUUAUUCUAAAAGUUCCUUAUUUAUGAAUAGUAAAAAAGUUCCUCACUAUAAGCAGAUAAUAAAAUUAACCUAUCAAUGAAUGUUGAUAUGAAUAAAAUUUGACAGGAAAUAGGAUUUUUCCUAUUAUUAGUUCACUAGACUUUAUUACUGAUAACAAAAAUCUAUUAAUAGUUUUAUCAUAUCCUAUUUCUGUUGCUUUUGUAUACAUUUUGUUAAAAGAAAUCAGAAAUAAAUGGAGGUGACAGGGGAAGAUAAGUUGAUGGUGUCACAUAUGGCUUGUGUUAAAAGUUUAUAAUACUAUUAUUUUCUGCCCAAUUAGAUUACCUUUUAAUAUUUAUUUUACGUUAAACUGUAUUGAAUAUAAUAUAUAAGUAAAGACUGAAUUCAUUACUUGCUUUCUCGGUUGCUCCCUAAAUUUGUUUAUGUGUAUUGUAAAUAUUUUGUAUAUGGAGGAAUUGAAACGAAAUAUAAUUUAUUAUAAAAUAUU